UCAGGGACUACAUGAAAACACCAUGAACAAAAACUUGUGCUCUCACCCUGACUGUUUUGGAAAUCCAGUUUAAAAAAUUACUCUUGUAUAAGUUGGGCAUGUGACCCUUGCAAAGGACACCAUGAUGGAUAACAAACUACCCAAAACCUCCAAAGAUGCAAAAACUGUGGCCCUCGAAGAGAUUCAUACUGAUUCCCCGUCUUCUGAGAACAAAGCUGAUCAGAUUUGCUCAACUGUACUGAGUUGCUCAACAGUGGUUGUGGAUUUAAGCCCUGAAUCAGUUGAAGGACCCACACGUAGAGAACGCUUUAAAUCAGACUUGCAACAAGCCAGCCAAGAAAUUACAAUUCUGGUUACCACUCAUGAGUCACCAGAGAAAGAAACGGAAGAAGUUGAAUGGGGUGGAGAAAGUGACACCAAUCCUGAGGGUAUGGUGCCAAGUGAUGAGGACAGUUUUGACGUAUCCAUGGUGGUGGCAGACUUGAUAGAGCUCAGCCAAACACAACAGACCUGUUUGAUCAGCAGUAGUUCUACAGAGCAAAACAAUAUUUCAGAUGCCCAAAACUUGCCCCAAACUGACAAAUGCAGAGAAAUUCCUAAAGAAAAAACACAACCUACAAGUCAACAUGAGAGUACAGACUUUGAGGCCAACAAAGCCCAAGCUACACAGGGACUCAUUUCUUGUGAUUUAAAGGACCCUACAAGGGCAAAAAAAACAGUUAGCAACAUGAAAUCUUUAGAGAAAAAAGACUUAGAGGGGGACACAUUACCCAGGGAGCAACAGCACAUACAGACACAGGUCAGCCUGGAGGUUAUGUACCAUUCAGCAGCGACUAGCCCCAUGACCCCUCCCGAAGGUUCUACUGCCUUCUUCUUCCCAUACAGUCUUAACAAGGUGGGCAAAAGUGAAGGGAAUGAAUCUCUUUCAACAGAAACAAAGGAUGCCGAACUCCAGGUGGGUGUGCAAGUGGAGUACCGUUCAGUUGCCACAGCUCCCAUGACACCCAUAUCAACAAAUGCACCUGAAUUGCUAAUAGAGACUCGUUCAGUUGCCACAGCUCCCAUGACCCCUGUGGCAACAAAUGCACCAAAGCUACUGGUAGAAACUCGUUCAAUUGCCACGGCUCCCAUGACACCUGUUACAAAAAUCGCACCUGAAUUUAUAAUAGAGACCCGUUCAGUUGCCACAGCUCCCAUGACACCUAUUGUAACAAAUGCACCUGAACUACAGGUAGAGACUCGAUCUGUUGCUACAGCUCCAAUGACGCCUUUGGUAACACUCGCACCUGAACUAAUGGUAGAGACUCGAUCUGUUGCCACAGCUCCAAUGACUCCUUUGGCAACAAUCGCACCUGAACUAAUGGUAGAGACUCGAUCUGUUGCCACAGCUCCAAUGACUCCUUUGGCAACAAUCGCACCUGAACUACAGGUAGAAACUCGCUCAGUUGCCACAGCUCCCAUGACACCGCUUGUAACAGUUGCACCAGGACUACAAGUUCAGACUUGCUCAGUUGCCACAGCUCCCAUGACACCUGUAGUAACAAUUGCACCUGAACUACAAGUAGAAACUCGUUCAACUGCCACAGCUCCCAUGACACCCAUUGCAACAGUUGCACCAGGACUACAAGUUGAGACUUGCUCAGUUGCCACAGCCCCCAUGACACCAAUAGUAACAACUGCACCAGAGCUACAGGUAGAGACUCGUUCAGUUGCCACAGUUCCCAUGACGCCCAUAGCAACAGUUGCACCAGGGCUACAUGUAGAGACUCACUCAAUUGCCACAGCACCCAUGACACCAAUAGCAAAAAGUGCACCAAAUUUACUGGUACAAACUUGCUCAGUUGCAACAGCUCCGAUGACCCCUGUUUCAACAACUGCACCUGAAUUCCAUGUUGAUACCUGUUCAGUUGCCACAGCUCCCAUGACACCAAUUGCAACAAGAGCACCUGAGCUACGGGUAGAAACACGUUCAAUUGCCACAGCUCCUAUGACUCCCAUAGCAACAAGAGCACCUGAGCUAAGGGUAGAAACUCGUUCAAUUGCCACAGCUCCCAUGACACCCAUAGCAACAAGGGCGCCGGAGCUAAGGAUAGAAACUCGUUCAAUUGCCACAGCUCCCAUGACACCAAUAGCAACAAGGGCACCUGAGCUAAGGGUAGAAACACGUUCAAUUGCCACAGCUCCCAUGACUCCCAUAGCAACAAGGGCACCUGAGCUAAGGGUAGAAACACGUUCAAUUGCCACAGCUCCCAUGACUCCCAUAGCAACAAGGGCGCCUGAGCUAAGGGUGGGAACUUGUUCAACUGCAACGGCUCCAAUGAGUCCAAUCAUCUUGAGUUCACCUGAGCUGAUCCCAGAACCAGAGCCAAGAUCUGUGUCUGAUUCAGAGGGACCACAUGAACCAGUACAGGAUGUGUUCUGGGAUGAGAAAGGCAUGACAUGGGAAGUUUAUGGAGCUGUGGUUGAGGUAUCUGUCCUGGGCUCGGCUAUUCAGAAGCACCUGGAGAAACAGGUUCUAAAGAUGCAAAUGAAGCCGUCUGAUGCCGCAACCAAUCAAACUAUGCCACCAAACAGCACAGACACUUCCAAUCCCCUCCCUUCCACUCCACCUGCAUUGUCAGCAUCUAGUCGGAGCAGCUCAGCAAAAGGUAGCAGGAAAAAGGAUGUGAUUAAAGAAACAAGAGGUAGACAAAGGCGGAAUCCUUUUCGCUCAUUCUUCAGGAACUUCAGAAGACCAAACUGCUGCUCCCGGGAGCAGUCUGAGUAGAGAUAAUAAAGAGACAAUGCUUUGAAAUUGCAACCGUAAGAGAUUUAAAUCAGUGGACAUGCAGACAAUCCAACUUUUCUGCUGGUUUUGAUAAUGUGUCAGUAGGUAUAGAUUUUGUCCAAUAAUAAGGUCCCCCUGAUUGGCAAGCUCUUUCCAGUGGUAUGAUGUUUAUUGUUUUCUAGGGAUUUGUAAAAAUUUGUAAAAUCAUCCAGAAAUAUUUUAUUUAAAAAAUUAUUAUGCAGCGCCUCAAACGAUUAGUGGAAGGUCUUUUACAUUGUAUCAAGUUCAGCUGCAAUAAUUUAAAACACAAGAGUAUUUAAUGAUAUAACAUUCAGCUUCAAAAGAGGGUCAAAUUUAAUUCUCAAUGCUUUAUUGUACAAAUUAGGAUCAACCAAGCCAGUGAAAUGUUAACCAGUAGAUAGCAUCCGGCAAACAUGGUUAGCUCUUGGAGGAUGGGAAAAGUGCAAGCGCAUGUUCUUAUACACACUUAACUUGCAAUUGGGGAGAAACUAUAUAUA
Messenger RNA from Clarias gariepinus (North African catfish), 3285 nucleotides. RefSeq names its product calphotin (gene gprin1). The transcript has a single exon. Gene Ontology annotation, biological process: neuron projection development. Gene Ontology annotation, cellular component: plasma membrane. The coding region runs from base 122 to 2767 and encodes 881 amino acids. The record is from RefSeq and is a predicted model, not a curated record. NCBI's taxonomy places the organism in Eukaryota, Metazoa, Chordata, Actinopteri, Siluriformes, Clariidae.